UUUCCCGUUCACCCCAAGCCCCCAACCUGCGAGCUGCGACAAGUUCGUCUCUCUCGUGGCCACGACUGGCCGCCGCCCCCGCCUCCGUCCCCUCGCAGAUUCCCAGGUCUUCGCCGCUCCCUUCGCCGCCAAAGAGCACCCACUAGGCAUGCUUACCCCUUCUCUUCUCUUCCUGCUGUGCGAAACGAGAACCCAAACCCUAAUAUCAGCUAUUUGGAUAUUUGUAUUCGGAUCUGAUCUACUACUAGUGUAUACAUGUCUUGCGCCUACAAGUUUCGAUUUUUUUUGCAGAAGUUAUUGGGUGUACACUGUUUUUAGACAUGUCCUUUACUGGUUCCGCCCCUUUCUUGGCUUAAGCGCAAAAAUCAUACUGGAUUUUAGAUUUCUGUACUGUUUUUUAUUGGCUAAAUUCUACUGUAUGCUUAUUUGUUUUCUGCGGUUCACUUGCCCCUUUAGCUACAAUUUGCCUCAAAAUUAUGUUUCAGGUUAAAUCCGCCAGGGGGAAAUCUCCAUCAAGUGGCUCGUGCUAAUUAUGCGAUCUUCAUGGGCUGACUCAGUUGCGAACGCCGAGGAAUCGGCGCCCGCGACUGCUGCUGCUAAUGGCUCUGUUGCAACUCAUAGCACCUCGCGCCCUACGCGCAGCUCCUACGUGCCUCCACAUCUUCGUGGCCGCUCAGCUGGUGCUGCUGUUGAAGCUCAAGCAGGCUUAGUAGCACCAGCACAAGGUGGACCACUGCCAUUGGCUGCUGCACAACCUUCUGGUCAGGGUGCUGCUGUUGGUGGCCCUCGCUGGGCUGGCAUUGUGAAUGGUGGUGGUGGUGGUGGCAGCAUUGGUGCUCCUCGCCAGGGCCAUGGUGGCGGAGGCGGGGGCCGUGGUGCUUGGAACUCCCGUCCUGGUGGUUGGGACCGCAGAGACCGGGAGCCAGAUCCGUUUGCGAAAGCCGAGGCUGAAGAAAUUGAUUUCGACGGCCAGGAGAAUACUGGCAUCAAUUUUGAUGCCUAUGAAGACAUCCCUGUUGAGACCAGUGGCCAUGAUGUGCCUGCACCAGUCAACACAUUUGCAGAGAUUGAUUUGGGUGAUGCAUUGAAUGACAAUAUCCGGAGGUGCAAGUAUGUGAAACCAACACCAGUGCAGCGUUACGCCAUCCCAAUCUCCAUUGCUGGGCGGGAUCUCAUGGCCUGCGCACAGACUGGAUCCGGAAAAACCGCCGCAUUCUGUUUUCCAAUCAUCAGUGGGAUCUUGAAGUCACCAAAGCCACACCAGAGGUCACGGAGUACAAGGACCGCUUGCCCUCUAGCUCUGAUCUUAUCACCCACUCGUGAGCUUUCAGUCCAAAUCCAUGAAGAAGCAAGGAAGUUUGCAUACCAGACUGGUGUCAGAGUUGUGGUUGCAUAUGGUGGCGCACCAAUAACUAACCAGCUGAGGGAGUUAGAGAGAGGUGUGGAAAUCCUGGUGGCAACUCCUGGUCGCUUGAUGGAUCUGUUGGAGAGGGCUAGAGUCUCACUUCAAAUGAUAAAGUAUUUAGCUCUUGAUGAAGCUGAUCGGAUGCUUGAUAUGGGUUUUGAGCCACAGAUACGUAAAAUUGUUGAGGGCAUGGACAUGCCUCAACGUGGUGAGAGGCAGACAAUGUUGUUCAGUGCAACAUUCCCAAAAGAGAUACAGAGGAUGGCCGCAGAUUUCCUUGCUGAUUACAUCUUUCUUGCUGUUGGGAGAGUUGGUUCAAGCACCGAUUUGAUUGUUCAGAGGGUGGAGUUUGUCCUCGAUUCAGACAAACGAAGCUACCUCAUGGAUCUUCUGCAUGCACAAAAGGCUAAUGGCACACAUGGAAAGCACGCUCUUACAUUGGUCUUUGUGGAGACAAAGAGGGGGGCUGAUGCCCUGGAGGACUGGCUUUUUAGAAAUGGAUUUCCUGCAACUAGCAUUCAUGGAGACAGGACACAACAGGAAAGGGAGCAUGCCCUUAGGUCCUUCAAGAGCGGAGCAACUCCCAUCCUUGUGGCGACUGAUGUUGCUGCUCGUGGUCUUGACAUACCACAUGUUGCCCAUGUGAUUAAUUUUGACCUCCCUAAUGAUAUAGAUGACUAUGUUCAUCGGAUUGGAAGGACUGGACGUGCUGGGAAAUCUGGUCUUGCGACUGCAUUCUUCAACGAGAGCAACACUACGCUUGCAAGGCCGUUGAGUGAUCUCAUGAAAGAGGCCAACCAGGAGGUUCCUAAGUGGCUUGAGGGAUACGCUGCCCGAUCAGCCUACGGAGGUGGAGGUGGUAGAAACCGCAGACAAGGUAGCAGUGCCAGAUUUGGUGGCCGUGAUUUCCGGCGAGAUAGGGGCAGUGGUGGAGGAUAUGGUGGUGGUUCCUACGGAGGAGGUGGUGGUGGUGGAUAUGGGGGAUCAUCAGGAUACGGUGGUGCCUAUGGUGGCGGUGGCAGCGGCGGCGGCGGCUAUGGUGGUGGUCAGAGUACGAGUUCUUGGGACUGAACUGAACUCUGAUUAGAAGUGAAAAAUGGGCCAACCUUUUGGGCGUGAAAAAUGGGUCAACCGUUAUCGAUUAGUCCCUGUUGGAUGGAGCGAAUGCUUGAAAUUUGUUGCUUGACAUACGAUUAAUCUUGCGUUGUGUUGUGCUAAGGGAUUGGCUUAUGUUAUUAUCUGGAUUGGUGGUUUUUCUACGCCUCAUGCUUGUGCUGUCUCGUUUCACAAAAUAUCUUUUUUGCUUA
Zea mays is the source of this 2712-nucleotide messenger RNA. RefSeq names its product putative DEAD-box ATP-dependent RNA helicase family protein. The record is from RefSeq and is marked validated. Lineage: Eukaryota; Viridiplantae; Streptophyta; Magnoliopsida; Poales; Poaceae. The coding region runs from base 533 to 2476 and encodes 647 amino acids. The transcript is spliced from 6 exons. Gene Ontology annotation, molecular function: RNA helicase activity; ATP binding; nucleic acid binding.